Conger conger (European conger) is the source of this 1729-nucleotide messenger RNA. RefSeq names its product glycine N-acyltransferase-like protein 3. Gene Ontology annotation, molecular function: glycine N-acyltransferase activity. The record is from RefSeq and is a predicted model, not a curated record. The transcript is spliced from 6 exons. Gene Ontology annotation, cellular component: mitochondrion. The coding region runs from base 68 to 904 and encodes 278 amino acids. NCBI's taxonomy places the organism in Eukaryota, Metazoa, Chordata, Actinopteri, Anguilliformes, Congridae.
UCAGCUGCUUAGCAAGGGGAGCGGAGUGGAAAGUGCGGUUUUUAGCUGGAUAUCGUGUCUUGAAAAGAUGAAGAUUUUAAAUAAGGCUGUAUUACAACAAGCAGAAAAGGUUCUGCAGUCACACUUACCAGAAAGCUUCAUGGUUUAUGGAUAUCUGUUUGGUAUGAAUAGAAAUAGACCACAUACACUAGAGUUUGUUGUGGACUGCUGGCCUAAUUUUAAAACCAUCAUUUGUCGACCGCACCCAAAGAUUGAAAAUUCCCUGCUUUAUACUAAGGAAUUGACUUUCUUCAGUACUGAUGAGAAGGAUCUUAAGAGAAUGUUGAUGGAAGACAAUGUCUUAGACUGGAAUAAAUACUUCAAAAUUGGGGGGAUUGACAUCCGUCAUGGAACCAUGUUGAAGGCUAUCUCCGCUGCAAAAGGAGUCACAUUGAGACAGGGUCCGAUUGCUCAUAUCUUGGAAUUACAAGACCCAAGUCUCCUUCGUCAACUGAAACUGAGCAGAGAUGUGGAGGCCAGGAUCUCCUCCCUGAAUGAAUCCCAUGUCGGUUUGGUGAAUAAAACCUGGAAAUUCGGAGGUGAUGAAAAAGGUUUCCAACUAAUCAAACAUCUGAUAAGCCACUUCCCCACAUGUUGCAUCACUGAUGAAGAAGGACGUCCAGUUUCCUGGCUGCUGCUGUAUGAUUACUGUGCCACUGGGCUGAUGUACACCGUGCCAGAGUACAGGGGGAGGGGCUAUGCCAAGGUCCUGACAUACACCAUGGCAGCAAGGCUCCAUGCCCAGGGUUUCCCUAUGUACUGCAGCAUUGAGGAGGGGAACCAGGUCUCCUACAGGCUCGCUAAGAAAAUGGGCUUGACUGAAGUCCCCUCCUUCAGGGCCACCUACUAUGAGUUCAACUACUAAACCAGUAUUUCUUCUUAGGAACAUUACAACUGAACUCACCACCAAGGUGACUUUACUAAUAUACAAUCAGUGAGCACUUUAUUAGGUAGACCUGUACACCAGCUUGUUAGUGCAAAUAAGAGCAUACAGACAUGGUCAAGAGGUUCAGCUGUUUCAGACUGUCAUUGGUUCAGACCAAAUGACAGAAUGGGGAAGAAAUUAUCUCAGUGACUUUGACAGUGGAAUGAUUUUUGGUGCCAGACAGAGUUUGGGCAGCUGUUCCAACAUCCAGUGAGCAGCUGUUCUGCGGACAAAAACACCUUGUUAAUGAGAUGUCAGAGGAGAAGGGCUGGUCAAAACUGACAAGAAGGUGACAGAAAUGCAAAUGACCACAAAUUACAACUGCAUGGCAUGCAACUCUGGUUCAGAGCAUCUUUGAACACACAAUGCUUCAAACUAACAUCUAGGUGGAUUGGUGACAGCAAUAGAAGACCAAUAAGUCUAAUAAAUACCUCAAAGUGCUCACUGAGUGUACCUCUUUUAUGUAGUUGUUUGCAAUAUAGCACUGUCUGUGAUUUAUUAGUGCUUGACUCGCGGUUACUCAGCCUGUCCUUCAAAGUUACUCAGCCUGUCCUUCAACAAUUUGAAGGUUACUUCAAAUUGUUGAAUUCUAAAUAAGUUAGAGUUUAGGAUCUGAAAUUCCCCAAUUCUUAGCUAAUGAGCACAAAAAUUACACUCAGCCUUAAGUAAAAUAAGUUUCAGUUUUUUUGGCAUUCAAACUAAAGUAAAAAUAAGUGUACAGUGUUCUUCACAAAGCUCAAUCAAUAAAGAACCACGUUCUUUCUU